Nicotiana tabacum (common tobacco) is the source of this 737-nucleotide messenger RNA. The record is from RefSeq and is a predicted model, not a curated record. NCBI's taxonomy places the organism in Eukaryota, Viridiplantae, Streptophyta, Magnoliopsida, Solanales, Solanaceae.
AUGGUUAUGGACCCGAAUCCGUCACGAUCGAUAUCGUCACUAGCAUCAAGAUUGUCACUAUCAUCAAUAUCGUCACUAUCAUCAAUAUCGAUCUCAUCNUUUGAUGAGAUAGGUGAAAGGGUUGAAAAAGGUGAGAUUACUCCUGAAGAAGGCUAUGCAUUGUUCAAGGAGUUUGAGGAUGGGGUGGUCGUGGAGCGCGCAAAACUGAUGGAGAAGGAUGCUCCACAGUUUGAUGAGAAUAUGUUGCCAGAUAAGAACAAGAAUUUGGAUGACCCGCCAGGUGAAGGGCCGGUUGUUAGAUGGCAAACAAGGGUGGUCUUUGCUCCUGGUGGUGAUGCAUGGCAUCCAAAAAACAGGAAAGUCAAAUUGGCUGUUACGGUGAAAGAGUUGGGUCUGUCAAAGCAUCAAUUUGGUCGCUUAAGAGAGUUGGUUGGAAACCGCUACCAUCCUGGGAGAGACGAGCUUACAAUAACUAGUGAAAGAGUUGAACAUCGCGAGGAGAAUAGGAAGGACUGCCUGAGGACUCUAUUUGGUCUCAUUGCAGAGGCUGGAAAUGCUAACAAAAUGGUAGAGGAUGUUACUUCUUGUUGUUUUUCCUGUAUAGUACUUCUUAUCUGUCAUGUGAGAGAAAUCCUCCCCCUCCAUGGUGGAACAAGCAUUAGGAUAUCAUGGAGGAAGCACUUACAUGGUGGAAUGAACACUUGCUUGGUGGGAGGAGCACUUGGCCAUGGUGGGAG